UCGUUGUAUGCUAUGCAGUUUGUUGAGGAGACAUUCAUUUAAUCCUGUGGUGUUACGUUUUAUAAUUGUAUUGAUGUAUUCCAAGACUGAAAAUGGGGUCAGCGGUAAACCUAAUUUUUCUUUAGGCACUGUGAAAUGGUGUAGCCUGUAGAUAUAGAUGAUUUCAGCACUCUUACAAAUAUGUUGUUCGUAGUUUGGUCGAUACUAUGAGUUUUUAAAUACAUGUACCAAAUUCUUUGGGGGAAUAUUUAGUUAUUCAAAGCUAUGGGGAUCCGAGGGCUUACUACUUAUAUACAAAGUAAUGCCGACAAGUACUUGGAAUCAUACGAACUACACAACAGCCACUUAGUUAUCGACGGGAACAAUAUAGCGUCUCACCUGUAUAGUUGGUUUUCUAAAUGCAACAGUGCCUUCGGUGGGGAUUAUGACGAAUAUGAAAAGUCUGUGAAGGAUUUUUUUAAGCUUCUGCGGGUAUGCAAUAUUUCUCCAUUAGUUGUUCUCGACGGCGGAUAUGAGCCACGGAAACUAAAUACUGCGAAAUCUAGGUUACGAAGCCGCUACCAUAUAGCCAAGAACGUUACACCGCGAACACAGUCGAGCAUAAAAUUCUUCCCUCUUAUGAUGAAAGAAGUGUUUAAAGACGCAUUACUGCAUUUAGACAUCCCAUUUGUUCAGUGUGAUUUUGAAGCCGAUGAUGGAAUAGCAGCAUUGGCCAGAAAUUUAGGAUGCCCCGUACUGAGUUAUGAUUCAGACUUCUAUGUUUAUGAUGUGCCUUACAUACCAUUCUCAACAUUGCAGAUGGAACCCAUUAAACGUUCAGUGAAUGAAAACAAGUACUUUAUUAACUGUAAAUUGUACAGGAUUGAGAAUUUCCUAAAUUCAUUUGGGGGGCUAGAAAAAGAAAUGCUACCACUGUUAGCUACACUGCUUGGUAAUGAUUAUAUUAAAAGAAGUACUUUCAGCAACUUCUUCAGCCAACUGAGAUUACCCAAAAACAAAACUAUGAGUGAGACCCAGAAAAGAAUUUGUGGACUGCUUCAGUGGCUACGUAAGGAAACUCCAGAGACAGCUCGCAACAAGGUUCUUGGACACCUGAAGAAGCCAUGUCGGGAGUCUGUUGAAAGACAAAUAAUGAAGAUAGCUUCAGGAUAUCAUCCAACAGAAAUACAUUCAGAUCUGGGAUUGCCAUUGCAGCCUGCCUUAGUAUUUGUAGAGAAGAGGGUUGUUCAAGAAGAACAGUUACAAGAAACUCACUCACUUCAUAGUGACUAUACCCCUGGUGAAGAAAUGGUUUGUAAUACAAUUGACAAUAUUUGCAGUGACAGUGGAAGUGAAAACACUUACAGUGACAAUGAUUGUGAAGAACCCAGCAGUAACAGUGAUGAAGAAAAAUGUACUAACUCUGAGUCAGAGGGUGGCAGUAAAUCAGAGACAGAUGAGAAAUCUGCAUGUGUGAAAACUGCUGAAGAAAAUAUUGUUCUCUCUCUCCCUGAGUGGUUUAAAAACAGCUUCAGAAAAGGAAAUAUGCCAACUAGCUUUCACGAUAUGUUGACACAAAAGUUAUAUUUUAUGUCACCUCAGGUUGAAGACUACACUCUUGUUUUUUCACAGGACAUUAGCAUACCUAUUAUUCAAAUAAUAUUUGGCCUUCUGAUGUCUGGAAAACCGAGCACUUUGAGCUACUAUUCCAGAAGCCCUCGUGGACAGUUACAGAAGUAUUGUUUAAGUUCUUUGUGCAAAACAUCAAGAGUAAAAGAAUUUCCUUCCUUGCUUAAUCUUCCACAACUUCCUUUGACUGAGAGGCAAUAUAUAUUGUUAGAUACAAUGGGCAUUAAAGACAAAACUGAAAAUAUAAUACAGAAAUUAUGUCCAGAAUGGAGAUUGUUUGCAAUUGCGUUGAAGUAUUGGUUCAGCCAUACUACGCAACCUGUGCUUAACUCUUGUCAUAUACAUGCACUCAUUUUCAGUGCAGUUGUUUUAAAUAUAGUUAGCAAGGUACCAGGGUACUAUAAAUCAAAAAAAUCUUUGUCAGGUGUGCUCAAAAAAGUGAAAUCGAGUGAAGUUGAAAAAAGUUCUUCAGAAAGUGAUGAUUUUUUAUUUGGGGAAUUUCUUCAAUCUUCAGAUGCUCUCAGCGAACCAAAUAAAAUGCUGCAUGUCAUCAGGAAAGAAGACAGUAUAUUAUUAGCUAAUAUUAUUUUGCCUUUCCACCAAAUUAAUGAGCACAUGAAGUCAAAUGCUCGCCUUUAUUCAGUUACAACUGUUCACGCCUUUGCUCAAUUCCAAAGCUGUCUUAUGCAUUUGAGACAUUUAAAUGCUUUACUCAGUUUUCCAUUUCCACAGAUCCUACCUGCAAAAUUUUAUUCAGGGACUCUGGUAUACAAUAUGUACAUGAAUUUUCAAAAACGGUCAGAUGUAAUGGGAUAUGUAUGUCACCUUUUGCAAAAAGCUGAGUCUGUACUGGUUUUGUACAAAAGUGUGAUUGAGGCAGUAUUCGAAAUGCUACCAUUACUUCCAUCUCUGAAACGUCGCAGACAUAAGAAAAAGAAGAAAGGAGCACACAUGAAAGUAGUAGAUGAUACUGAUGAUGACAAUGGUGGUUCUUCGGGAAGCCAAAUUGCCGAAAGUGCUUUCAGUGAUUUGAACAACAGAUUUAGUAUUCUGGGAACAGGUGACAGGUGAAGGAAGGUUUCUUUUCAAAAAUAUUGAAAUAUUGCACAGAACAGAAUAUUAUUAUGUUGUUUGUAGUAAGUGUGCAAUUGAAGCAGUGGUAACAAAUAUGCAGUUAUGGAAUAGAAUAUUGAUAUUUUGUUUGUAGUUAAGUGUGCAAGUGAAGCAGUGGUAACAAGUAUGCAGUUAUGGAAAGUCUGUAGCAGUAAGGUUCCAGUAUUCUGUCCUAUGAUGAAUGGUGCUUUACAUACAAAGACCAUAAUACCACAUUCAUUAUGAAACAUAUAUGUCCUAUAGGUAUCUAUUUUUGUCAUACCAUAUAUGAUGUAAAUAAAUCAUGACCUAAAUCUUGUUACUGAUGAAAAUCAUGUCAUACAAGACACUUGAGUCAGUCAAACUGAAUAUAUUCACAUUUGUAGCGUA
This is a messenger RNA of Schistocerca piceifrons (Central American locust), 3090 nucleotides long. RefSeq names its product protein asteroid (gene ast). Bases 265 to 2679 code for a protein of 804 amino acids. The record is from RefSeq and is a predicted model, not a curated record. The transcript is spliced from 2 exons. Gene Ontology annotation, molecular function: nuclease activity. Lineage: Eukaryota; Metazoa; Arthropoda; Insecta; Orthoptera; Acrididae.